AUGCAGCCCUACUUUGCCAUAGGUGCUCUUCUUAUACUGACUGUUACCAUGAGAUCAGCAACUGCCACAGCACGGAGUGAGAAUGAUGCCACCGGAGAAGAUGUCUAUCCCCCUCUGUGGUACCUUGCCCCUGAAAAUCUGCUGGAUUACCUAGUAAAGGACAACAAAAUUGUCAUUGAUGCUUGGAACUAUCAAGAACGACUAGGAGUGUAUAAGAACUUGCUAAACUCUUCAGCCAAAUAUUUUACUGCUUUUGGAUCCCAAAAUUUUGGCAAUAUUCUCUGGGGAUUACCGUUGCAGCAUGGGUGGCAAUUUCGUACAGGCAGAUUAGCAGAUCCUUCCAGUGUGACUUCCUGUGGCCAUGAAGACGGAGACCUCCUGUGCAUAUCUGUAAGAAGCUGGUGGUCCU
Molecule: messenger RNA, 409 nt
Organism: Pterocles gutturalis (yellow-throated sandgrouse)
Lineage: Eukaryota; Metazoa; Chordata; Aves; Pterocliformes; Pteroclidae
Product: UPF0762 protein C6orf58-like
Exons: 2
Source: RefSeq, a predicted model, not a curated record